Molecule: messenger RNA, 297 nt
Organism: Prunus armeniaca (apricot)
Lineage: Eukaryota; Viridiplantae; Streptophyta; Magnoliopsida; Rosales; Rosaceae
Source: the annotation of a GenBank genome assembly
AUGAACUCAGCCAACUACGUGGCAGAAUUCAUCUCUGAAGAUACUUGGACCGAACCACGAGAAUUAGAAGAAGAAAUUCAACUUGCACCAGCCAAGUUGAGCAAAUCCCCUCUAGAAGUUCAAGACCCUCUCGAGGAAAUCAAUUUAGGCAUUGAGGAUGAUCCAAGGCCAACAUUCAUAAGUGGCCUUUUGGAUCAAUCUAUAAGAGAAGAACUGAUUGCCUUGUUGCAAGAAUUCAAGGAUUGUUUUUCUUGGCAUUACCACGAAAUUAAAGGAUGUCUGUCAAGACCGAAUUAA